UUCGCUGGAGACGCGUCGAACGCCACUCUACUCUACCUUAGCUGAGUAAUUAUAAAUCAUUCAAACUGGUUUUGCGGCGCAUCGUGGCGCAGAGACGAGUAAACACCGGUGCGAAUCGGCAAGAGCGUCGCUUCGAAUACAAAAACGCAAUCUUUGCCCAUAAUCCCUGAUAGUACAAUAUAAGCUUUUGCGAAGCAGUCUGCCUCGUAUCAUCAUCUGUACGAGCCCCAAGACGAGCAGUUGCUGUAAAAUCGAACACGAACAAGCAUGUCUCUCCGAAUCGUUCGUAGGGUCAAGCAGCACCUGUCGGCGAUUUUGCCCGCCUCGUCAUCGUCUCCGAUUCAAGUGACGUGCCGUCGCUGCCUCAGCUCCGAGCAAGUCUUCGAGCUCGAGCACAAGUACGGCGCGCACAACUAUCAUCCCCUCGAGGUAGCUCUGCAGCGCGGCGAGGGCGUCUUCGUCUGGGACUGCGAGAAUCGCCGCUACUACGACUUCCUCAGCGCCUACUCGGCGGUCAAUCAAGGCCACUGUCAUCCGCGCAUCUAUCGGGUGCUCUGCGAGCAAGCCAAAAAGCUGACCCUCACCUCGCGGGCCUUCUACUCCGACGCGCUCGGCGAGUUCAGCCACUACAUCACUCGGCUGUUUGGCUACGAACGAUGGUUGCCCAUGAACACGGGCGUCGAGGGUGGCGAGACCGCCUGCAAAUUGGCCCGUCGAUGGGGCUACGAUCGCAAAGGAAUCGAGCGCUACAGGGGCAAAAUCGUGUUCGCGGAGGGCAACUUCUGGGGCAGGUCCUUGAGCGCCGUCUCGUCGAGCACGGACGCGUCGAGCUACGCGGGCUUCGGCCCUUUCAUGCCGGGCUUCGAGAUCAUUCCCUACGACGAUCUCGAUGCGCUCGACAAAAUAACUCGAGAUCCGCAAGUUUGCGCCUUCAUGGUCGAACCGAUACAAGGGGAGGCCGGCGUCGUCGUGCCCAAAGAUGGAUACUUGAAGGGUGUGCGAGAUAUAUGCACGAAAAAUAACGUGUUGUGGAUCGCCGACGAGGUCCAAACCGGCCUCGGACGAACGGGUAAACGACUGGCUUGCGAUCACGAGGGGGUCAAGCCCGACAUACUGAUACUCGGCAAAGCUCUGUCCGGCGGCUUCUAUCCCGUCUCGGGUGUCCUGGCCAACGACGACGUCAUGCUGACCAUCAAGCCGGGCGAGCACGGCUCGACCUACGGCGGCAAUCCGCUCGGCUGUCGCAUAGCCAUGGAGGCCCUGCGGGUCCUGGAGGACGAGCGGCUGGCCGAGAACGCCGAGAAGUUGGGCCACCUGCUGCGCGGCGAACUGUCCAAGCUGCCGCGAGACGUCGUCAAGGUCGUGCGAGGCAAGGGACUGCUCAACGCCAUCGUGAUCGACGAAAAGAUCGACGCGAUGGACGUCUGCCGCCAGCUGAAGGACGAGGGUCUGCUCGCGAAGCCCACCCACGGCCACAUCAUUCGACUGGCACCGCCGCUCUGCAUAGACGAGCAACAAAUAAAGGAGUGCGCGGACAUUAUCGGUCGCGUUAUCAAACGACAAAAUCCAUAAAGAAGAGCCGCAUGGUUGCCUUUUUUUUCUUCGAUUCGUUUGAU
Trichogramma pretiosum is the source of this 1616-nucleotide messenger RNA. Its product is annotated as ornithine aminotransferase, mitochondrial-like. Gene Ontology annotation, molecular function: L-ornithine transaminase activity; pyridoxal phosphate binding; identical protein binding. The transcript is spliced from 3 exons. The coding region runs from base 268 to 1572 and encodes 434 amino acids. NCBI's taxonomy places the organism in Eukaryota, Metazoa, Arthropoda, Insecta, Hymenoptera, Trichogrammatidae. Gene Ontology annotation, cellular component: cytoplasm. The record is from RefSeq and is a predicted model, not a curated record.